Zonotrichia leucophrys gambelii is the source of this 3946-nucleotide messenger RNA. It is a transcript of the gene KCNJ9, whose product is annotated as potassium inwardly rectifying channel subfamily J member 9. NCBI's taxonomy places the organism in Eukaryota, Metazoa, Chordata, Aves, Passeriformes, Passerellidae. Gene Ontology annotation, cellular component: plasma membrane. Bases 1155 to 2603 code for a protein of 482 amino acids. Gene Ontology annotation, biological process: potassium ion import across plasma membrane; regulation of monoatomic ion transmembrane transport. The record is from RefSeq and is a predicted model, not a curated record. Gene Ontology annotation, molecular function: G-protein activated inward rectifier potassium channel activity. The transcript has 2 exons.
CCCAAACCCGGCCGGGCCCCCCCCGAAACCCGGCCGUGCACCCCAAAUCCGGCUAUGAUUGCCCCAAACCCGGCCGUGCACCCCAAAUCCGGCCAGGGCCCCCCCAAAAUCCAGGAUGGGGAAUGAAUGGGGAGGGAGGAAUUGGGGGUGAUGCUGGAGGGAAUCCCCCCCCAUCCCACAUCGGGGCACACGCGUGUGUAAAGGGGGGGUGGGGGUGUGCGCGUGACCCGGGGUGAGUGUGCAAGAGGGGAGCUUGGCGCAUGUGCAAGGCCCUGUUCCAGUGCCCCCAGUUUGGCACCUCCAUCCUUCCAUUUCCCCAUCCCAGUCCCCCCAGUUUGGUACCUCCAUCCUUCCAUUUCCCCAUCCCAGUCCCCCCAGUUUGGCGCUUCCACCCCCUAUUCUCCCCCAUCCCAGUCCCCCCAGUUUGGCACCUCCAUCACCCCAUUCCUUCCCAGUUCCCCCACUCUGAGGAUUCCAUUACCCCAUUCCCCUGUCCCAGUCCCCCCAGUUUGAGGUUUCCAUCUCCCCACUCUCCCAUCCCAGUCCCCCCAGUCUGGUGCUUCCAUUUCCCCCAUCCCCUCUUCCCAGUCUCCCCAGUUUGAGGUCUCCAUCCCCUACUCCCUCAUCCCAGUCCCCCCAUUUCCCCAUCCCAGUCCCCCCAGUUUGCCACCUCCAUCCCCCCAUUCCUCCAUCCCAGUCUCCCCAUCUGGCACCUCCAUCCCCCAUUCUCCCCAUCCCAGUCCCCCCAUUUCCCCAUCCCAGUCCCCCCAGUUUGCCACCUCCAUUCCCUCAUUCCUCCAUCCCAGUCUCACCAGUUUGGGGGUGCAAUCCCCCCUUUCCCCCCAUCCCAGUCCCCCCAGUUUGAGGGCUCCAUUCCCCACUCCCCCAUCCCAGUGCACCCAGUUUGGCACCUCCGUCCCCCCAUUCCCUCCUCCCAAUCUUUGGGGGUGCAAUCCCCCCAUUCCUUCCCAGUCCCCCCCAGUCUGAGGUCUCCAUCCCCCCACUCCCCCAUCCCAGUCCUCCCAGUUUGAGAUCUCCAUCCCCCCCAUUCCUCUCUCCCAGUCCCCACAGUUUGGAGAGAUCAUCGCCAUCCCAAUCUUCCCAGUUUGGGGGUACAAUCCCCCCAUUCUCCCCAUCCCAGUCCCCCCAGUUUGAUGUCUCCAUCCCCCCAUUCCCCCAUCCCAGUCUCCUCAUCUGGCACCUCCAUCCCCCCAUUCUCCCCAUCCCAGUUCCCCCAGUUUGUCACCUCCAUCCACCCAUUUCCUCCUCCCAGUUCACCCAGUUUGAGGUCUCCAUCCCUCCAUUUCUCCAUCCCAGUCCCCCCAGCCCUCACCCCCUGUCCCCCGCAGCCGCCGCCGAUGGCUCAGGACAACGCCGCCUUCUGCGGGGUCCCCGAGGGGGUCCCCACGGGGGUCCCGGCUGAGGCCAAGCCCCCUCCCCAGCCCCCCCAGGCCCCCAAACGCCGCCCGUGGGGGGCCGGGGGCGCCGCAGGGGCCCGGAAGCGCCAGCGCUACGUGGAGAAGGACGGCAAGUGCAACGUGCAGCACGGCAACGUGCGCGAGACCUACCGCUACCUGACCGACAUCUUCACCACCCUGGUGGACCUCAAGUGGCGCUUCAGCCUCCUCAUCUUCAUCCUGGCCUACGCCCUCACCUGGCUCUUCUUCGGCCUCAUCUGGUGGGUCAUCGCCUACAGCCGCGGCGACCUGGAGCACCUGGGCGACCACACGUGGACGCCGUGCGUCAACAACCUCAACGGCUUCGUGUCGGCCUUCCUGUUCUCCAUCGAGACCGAGACCACCAUCGGCUACGGCCACCGCGUCAUCACGGACACGUGCCCCGAGGGCAUCGUGCUGCUGCUGCUGCAGGCCAUCCUGGGCUCCAUGGUCAACGCCUUCAUGGUGGGCUGCAUGUUCGUCAAGAUCUCGCAGCCCAACAAGCGCGCCGAGACGCUGGUGUUCUCCUCGCACGCCGUGGUGUCGCUGCGCGACGACCGCCUGUGCCUGAUGUUCCGCGUGGGCGACCUGCGCGACUCGCACAUCGUCGAGGCCUCCAUCCGCGCCAAGCUCAUCCAGUCCAAGCAGACGCAGGAGGGCGAGUUCAUCCCGCUCGACCAGACCGACCUGAGCGUGGGCUUCGAGACGGGCGACGAUCGGCUCUUCCUCGUGUCGCCGCUCAUCAUCAGCCACGAGAUCGACGAGCGCAGCCCCUUCUGGGACGUGUCGCGGGGGCAGCUGGAGAGGGACGACUUUGAGAUCGUCGUCAUCCUCGAGGGCAUGGUGGAGGCCACAGGGAUGACGUGCCAGGCCCGCAGCUCCUACCUGGCGGACGAGGUGCUCUGGGGUCACCGUUUCACGCCGCUGCUCAGCCUGGAGGAAGGCUUCUACGAGGUGGACUACGGCGGCUUCCACCACACGGUGCCCGUGCCCACCCCGGCCUGCAGCGCCCGCCAGCUGGCAGCCGCCGCCGCCCGCCGCGAUGCCCACCUGUACUGGUCCAUCCCCAGCCGCCUGGACGAGGCCGCGGCCGCGGGGGGCGAGGGGGACCCCGAAAUGUCCCCCCGCGAGAGCAACGGGACCUUGGCCAGCCCCGAGUCGCGGUGAUGCCACCAAAAUCCCGGUGUAAAUAGGGGAAAAUACCCCCUUGUUAUGGUGGUGGUGGGUUUGGGGCGUUCCUGAGUUUUUUGGGUGUCCCUGGGUUUGUCGGGGCGAGAGGGACCCCAAAAUCUCUCAUGAGAGCAACGAGACCUUGGCCAGCCCCAAGUUGAGGUGAUGCCACCAAAAUCCAGCUGUAAAUACUGAAAAUCCCCCUAUUAUGACAUUGGUGGUGGUUUUGGGGUGUCCCUGGGUUUGUGGAGACACGGAGGACCCCAAAAUUUCUCAGGAGAUCAACGGGACCUUGGCCAGCCCCGAGUCGCGGUGAUGCCACCAGAAUCCCGGUGUAAAUAGGGAAAAUACUCCCCCGUUAUAGUGGUGGUGGUGAGUUUGGGGUAUCCCCGGGUUUGUGGGGGUGAAGGGGACCCCAAAAUCCUUCACAAGGGCAGUGGGAACUUGACCAGCUCCAAGCUGAGGUGAUGCCACCAAAAUCCAGGUGUAAAUAGCAAAAAUCUUCCCAGUUAUGAUGGUGGUGGUGGGUUUGGGGUGUGAGUGGUGGAUUUGGGGUGUCACUGAGUUUUUGGGGGCAAGGGGGACCCCAAAAUCUCUCAGGAGACCAACGGGAUGUUGGCCAGCCCCAAGUCACGGUGAUGCCACCAAAAUCCCGGUGUAAAUAAGGAAAAUUCCCCUUUUUAUGAUAUUGGUGGUGGGUUUGGGGUGUCCCUGAGUUUUUUGAGUGUCCCUGGGUUUGUCGGGGCGAGAGGGACCCCAAAAUCUCUCAUGAGAGCAAUGGGAACUUGACCAGCCCCAAGUCACAGUGAUGCCACCAAAAUCUGGGUGUAAAUACUGAGAAUCCUCCCCAUGAUGGUGGUGGCGGUGGGUUUGGGGUGUCCAUGGGUUUGUGGAGACGAGGGGACCCCAAAAUUUCUCAGGAGAGCAAUGAGAUCUUGGCCAACCCCAAGCUGAGGUGAUGCCACCAAAAUCCGGGUGUAAAUAGCGAAAAUCUUCCCAGUUAUGGUGGUGGUGGUGGGUUUGGGGUGUGAGUGGUGGAUUUGGGGUGUCUCUGUGUUUAUGGGGGCAAAGGGGACCCCAAAAUCUCUCAGGAGAGCAGCAGGACCUUGGCCAGCCCCCACUUGCAGUGAUGAUCCCAAAACACGAAUUUAUUUAUUAAAAAUCCCCCCCCAGUUCUGAUGGUGGUGGUGAUUUUGGGAUGUGAUUGAUUGAUUUGGAGUGUCCCUGGGUUUGUGGGGGCAAAGGGGACCCCGAAAUCCCCUGGGGGCACCAACGGGACCUUGGGCAGCCCCAGCAGGCACCAAACCUUGGGUGCAUCAAAUAAAAUUCCCCCAUUCCGA